Sipha flava (yellow sugarcane aphid) is the source of this 459-nucleotide messenger RNA. RefSeq names its product 52 kDa repressor of the inhibitor of the protein kinase-like. The transcript has 2 exons. The record is from RefSeq and is a predicted model, not a curated record. Gene Ontology annotation, molecular function: protein dimerization activity. NCBI's taxonomy places the organism in Eukaryota, Metazoa, Arthropoda, Insecta, Hemiptera, Aphididae. The coding region runs from base 1 to 459 and encodes 152 amino acids.
AUGUCGACGGUCUGCAAUCGCUUCUGUCCGGGACUAGGAAGGAGUGGAAAGAGAGCCAACAGCAAAGAAAACUCGGCUCGCGUUCAAGCAGCUAUUCGUUCAGAUUUAGUAUUAAUAGCGGUAAAAAAUCGUUGGAAAAUUAAAUGGAAUAAAAUAGAAACAAAUAUCCGUCAUACUGCUGUUAUAUUACUCCCAUAUUGUGAAGAAUAUUUUCCUAACAUAAAAAUCCUCUUAAAAUUAUUUGCUACGCUUUCAGUAUCCAUAGCAACCGCUGAAAAGUCAUUUUCUACCUUAAGGAGAUUAAAAAAUUAUAAGCGCUCUGCAAAGACUGAAUCUAAACAAAACGAUUUAGCUCUAUUAAAUGUUUAUAAAGAUAAAUAUAUUGAUAUUGACAUAGUUGUUGAUCAAUUUGCUAGAAAAAAGAAAAGAAGAAAGCAAUUAGAGGACUGGUCGAUAUAA